Molecule: messenger RNA, 1369 nt
Organism: Hevea brasiliensis (rubber tree)
Lineage: Eukaryota; Viridiplantae; Streptophyta; Magnoliopsida; Malpighiales; Euphorbiaceae
Exons: 4
Coding region: 140-1120 (326 amino acids)
Molecular function (GO): calcium ion binding
Source: RefSeq, a predicted model, not a curated record
AAACAGGGUCUUAAAAAUAGCAUUCGCCAGUAGCCAAGUGCCUGGUCUUUACAAAGACCACUUCGACGCCUUGGCGAUUACUAGUCAUUUGUCUUCUCCAAACCGAACCUUCGUUUUCAAAUUGUGUGUGUCAAAAAAAAUGUCUGAAGGUGGCAUGACUGUCCUAGACGGAACCCAUCUCAGAUCGCUCCAGGUGGCCAUGCCGGAUUCCGAAGUCACUUUUACAGGAGCUCAAGUCCUAGAUCUCGCUGAAUCUGAAGCCUCUGAUUCUCUCUUUGGCCUCUCAUUGCCUCAAUGUCUCAAGUCCUCCGCUCUCCAACGCGUCAACGUCGAUGAUGGUGUCAGUUUCCGGCGUUCUGAACUCACCAAAGAAGCAGCAACGUCUAAGCUCAAUGACUAUCUCACUGCCAUAGCCGAUGAACUAAAAGAUAAUCCAUUAGUGGUGUCUAUUUUGGAUGGGAAUACUCUGCGGCUGUUUUUGGAGGACGAAGACGAAUUUGCAAUGUUGGCGGAGAAUAUAUUCACUGAUUUGGAUAUAGAGGACAAGGGAAAGAUCAGCAAGGGUGAGAUAAGGAAUGCGCUUCUUCACAUGGGAGUUGAAAUGGGUAUCCCUCCUUUUGAAGAUUUUCCUCUGUUAAAUGACAUCUUAAAGAAGCACGGAGCAGAGGGAGAAGUAGAAUUGGGCCAAUUACAAUUUGCUGAGUUACUUCAGCCUAUUCUACAAGAAGUUGCGGAUACUUUGGCUCAAAAACAUGUUGCUAUUAUCCAUAACAUUAGGAUUGUUAAUGGUUCUAAGCUAAGAAAGCUUUUGACCAAUGAAAAGCAACUGAACAAUGUCACAGAGAAGAUAUUGCAGGAGAAGCGCAGCAAGAAGGAUGACCAAAAGAACACAGAAAUAAUAAGGGGUUUCCUGGAGGAAAAUGGAAAAGAGUUGGGCUUGCCACCAUCAGAAGCCAACGAAGCAGUGGUCCUUCUUUAUGAUGCAGUGCUUGCUGAUGUACAGAGUGGAAAAUGUGAUGCAGAAUCAGAGGAUGUAUUUGGGGAACUCGUGAAGGAAAUUCUUGAGAAGUUUGCAGAGCAGCUCGAGGCCAAUCCUAUCUACUGUGAUCUUGACAAUUGAGGGGUGGCAACUGGCAAGUUGGUAUCUUUAUAGAGUUGUUUGGCUAAGCGAUUGUUGUUUGUGCAGCAUUAUCACCAACCUCUCGAUUUUAAUAUUUAUGUAUAUUUGCAUUAAAUGUUUAUAACCAUACAUUUACAUACGAGUAUACAUGGUAACAUUAGGCCAAUGUCUUGGUUUUGAUUCUUCCACAACAUACUUUGGAAUGGCUGAGUUGAUCAAUAAACUUCAACAUAGAAAAUUGUCUUAGUA